AUGAUUUCAAAACUUCCUUAUGAUUGUAUAAGUGACAUGUUAGAGUUUCUUCGCGAUGACAAGAAGACACUUUAUUACUGUUUAUAUGUUGAUCGUACCUGGUGUCAACUUGCGGCUCCCUUACUAUGGACUCGACCUUUUGAAAAAGAAAACGGAAGCAAAUCACAUAUAGUCAUUGAUACAUUAAUAACAUGUCUAGAUGAAGGGGAGAAACAAAGGUUAAGGGCGGAAUUGAACGAUUUACCUGAAAGGAAACCGUCAUUAUUUAAUUACGCAACAUACAUCAACGGGUUCGAUUAUCAAAAUUUUGAAAAUGCGAUAAAAAAAUGGACAAAAAUUCGUUGUGAUGAUAUUAAUGUUAACAUGCACGUUUCUUUAUUUCAAAUAAUUGGAAAUUUGAUCUUUUCCCGUUCCAAACAUCUUAAAAUUUUAAAUUUAAAUCAUGAUGAUAAAUGUCAUGAUGAUGAAAAAUCUCACGAAUACACAAUCUUUCAAAAGAUCUUGACUUUUAAUAAUAUUGAAAAUGUUUUAUUGAAUUUAGAAAAGUUAGAAUUAAAAUAUUUUGGUUGGGAGUUUGAUAUCGAUGGUUCGUUUGGGGAUAAAAUUUCAAGAUUUUUCAUUCAACUUUCAAAUUAUUCUCAAAACAUUCAAGAAUUAAUUAUUGAUAUCUUCUUUGAUUCAACGAAUACUUUCAAAGUUAGCGAAUCUUUAACAAAAUUAAUUGAAUCUCAGAGGAACCUUUAUUUACUUCAAGUAAAUGAGUAUAUCGGUUAUUCAUUUAUUCAUUCAAUUAAAAGUCAGGCGAAUUCUUUAAAAUUUCUCAGAAUUUUGGAAUUGAGCAAUUUUCAUACUUUAUUACCCAUAUUACAUGAAUGCGUUAAAUUAGAAACUCUUGAAUUGACGGAAUAUUUUGAAGUAGAAAAGUUAGGUGAAUUUUUAAAUCCAAACAUAUCUUUACCACCAAUUCACAUCAAAAAUUUACUCGCCUAUCAAAUUGAUAUGGAAAGGAAUCCGCAAAACUUUGAGGAUGCGAUGGCAAUUUUGAUCAAUUUAUCAAGACAUAAAUUAGAAUCCCUCACGAUGGAAUAUGUAACUUAUAGAACAAUCUCUUUUCUAAAAUCACAUUGUCCGAAUAAUUUGACUCAUUUAUCUUUAAAAAUUUCAACUUUUGCUUUGGUUAAAUUAUAUGAAUUAUUUCCUUUAUUAAAAUCCCUUGAAACCUUAAUCCUCAUAGAAUCCGGAAGGUAUGAAGACCCUAUAUCACCGGAAUCUACUAAUCAAUUGUCUCAAUUGGCUAGGACCAUUCCUCCUAGCUUGAAAUGCCUUGGAAUUUCAUUCUUACUUGACCUUUCUGGUUAUAAAAAAUUUUAUGAAGUACUUUCGGUUCCAAUUCAAGAAUUAGAUGUGUACAUCUCAUUGGAUGAUGAUUAUUUGAAAGAAAUUGUUUCUUAUGCCGAAAAAAAUCGAAAUUUAAAGAGGGUCGGAAUCAUGAGGUUUAAAAGUUCGCUUAUAGAUGGUCAUAUUUCCAUGGAACUUUAUCAAAAAGCAAAAUCUUUAAUACCUAUUGUAGGAGAAACCAACAAAAUCAAGCAUUUCGUCAACAAAUAA
Funneliformis caledonium is the source of this 1608-nucleotide messenger RNA. NCBI's taxonomy places the organism in Eukaryota, Fungi, Glomeromycota, Glomeromycetes, Glomerales, Glomeraceae. The record is from the annotation of a GenBank genome assembly.